AUGUCCAAAAUAGAAAAACCAAAGGUUCAGUACCAGAAUUUGGACAAGUCCCGUCUUCUGGAGCAGCUGGAUGAAGAUAUACAGGAGCUCAACCAGCUGAAGCAGAAGAUAAAGCAGUUGGAAGAGAAAAAAGAAGACAAGGAACAGCAACUACAAGAGUUGGAAAAGGCAGCGACUCAAGUGCCUAGUGUGCUUCUAAACUCAACCUACAGGGAAUAUCGUCAAUAUGACCUCGCAUAUGAUCGUGUGAAGCAGUUUUACAAAGAGCAACACGAGUUUCAAACGGUAGCGUACAACAUACAGGCUCGAAUAAACUUCAAGACCAAGAUCCGAGACAGGAUGACUAUAUGGGACGCCUUGCUGAAACUCAACAACCUCUUGGACGAGAGCGAUCCUGACACCGAACUUUCACAGAUAGAGCAUGCGCUACAGACAGCAGAGGCGAUUAGAAAAGACAAUAAACCGCGAUGGUUUCAGCUCGUCGGCCUUAUUCAUGACCUUGGCAAACUGCUCUAUUUCUACGACUCGAAGGGCCAGUGGGACGUCGUCGGCGAUACGUUCCCUGUUGGAUGUCGCUUUUCAACCAAAAUAAUACACUACGAAUUUUUUAAAGCCAAUCCAGACUACAACAAUCCGCUCUACAACACAAAAUACGGUAUUUAUUCUCCUCAUUGUGGUCUUGAGAAUGUCAUGCUGAGUUGGGGACACGAUGAGUAUAUGUAUCACCUGGCGAAGGAGCAAAGUCAUCUGCCUCCACAAGCGCUUGCGAUGAUCAGAUAUCACUCCUUCUAUCCAUGGCACCAGGAAGGUGCCUACAAAUAUUUAAUGAACGAGCGUGACGAAGAGAUGCUCAGGGCUGUCAAGGAAUUCAACCCUUACGACCUUUACUCAAAGACGGACAAGAAGUGCGACAUCGACGAGGUCAAAGACUACUAUCUCGAGCUGAUUGAUGAGUUUUUCCCGAAAAAAGUUAUUGAUUUCUAG
This is a messenger RNA of Ogataea angusta, 984 nucleotides long. RefSeq lists its product as uncharacterized. Lineage: Eukaryota; Fungi; Ascomycota; Pichiomycetes; Pichiales; Pichiaceae. Gene Ontology annotation, biological process: inositol catabolic process. The record is from RefSeq and is a predicted model, not a curated record. Gene Ontology annotation, molecular function: iron ion binding; inositol oxygenase activity. Bases 1 to 984 code for a protein of 327 amino acids. The transcript has a single exon. Gene Ontology annotation, cellular component: cytoplasm.